AUGGAAACCAGCUCCAAACAGAGUCAGUCUCGCCUGGACUGUCUGGAGGUUGUGGCCAGAGUGGACCUCACCCUGCCCACAGGGCAGCAGCGAUUUUUGCAAGUGCUGGUUGGUGUUGGUCCCGUCUUCAGCUUCUUCGCUGCGUACAUCUGGGCCUUUCACCGGGAAGAAACCAAUUUAGCUGAACUCCUGGCACCGCUGGCCUACAUCUCCAACGGUAUUGCCGUGGGCAUCAUGACAGUCUUUGUCCGGGUCGAAGAACAGGAGAAUGGUGCCAUGCUGCCGCGUGCUUUCAAGAGUGUGCUUUUCCUGGAUGUUUUUGGCUGGGUCUCGCAAAAAGGCUCGGUUGACCUCAGUCAAAUUGAUUCACAUGGUGCACUUCAUUCAGAUCAUUCAGCAGUUUGA
Molecule: messenger RNA, 405 nt
Organism: Cladocopium goreaui
Lineage: Eukaryota; Dinophyceae; Suessiales; Symbiodiniaceae
Source: the annotation of a GenBank genome assembly